UUUACGUAAAGCUACUUCCGUUUUAAAGUGUGACGGCUUCCGUGUUGCCCCACGUUUUCAGGCUUUUCACAGAAGACACGCUUAAUAGCUGCUUAAAGAAAGACAAACUUUAAAUUUUAAAGAUGAGACCGUUAACGGAGGAGGAAACAAAAACUAUGUUUGAGAAACUAUCGAAAUACAUCGGAGAAAACAUAAAACUUCUAGUGGACCGACCUGACGGUACCUACUGUUUCAGGCUACACCAUGACCGUGUUUAUUACUUGAGUGAGAAAAUUCUUAAGUUGGCCACAAACUUUUCUCGGGACAAGCUCAUCUCAGUGGGUACAUGCUUUGGGAAAUUUACAAAGACCAAGAAGUUCCGCCUGCACAUCACAGCUCUGGAUUUCCUGGCGCCCUAUGCAAAGUUCAAGGUGUGGGUAAAACCUGGAGCAGAGCAGUCUUUCCUGUAUGGGAACCAUGUGCUAAAAUCUGGCCUUGGCAGAAUCACAGAGAACACUAUGCAGUAUCAGGGAGUUGUGGUUUACUCCAUGGCUGAUGUGCCUUUGGGUUUCGGAGUUGCAGCCAAGUCAACCCAGGAGUGUCGACGAGUGGAUCCCAUGUCCAUUGUUGUGUUUCACCAGGCUGAUGUGGGAGAGUUCAUCAGGAAUGAGGACACAUUAACAUAAAAGCUACAGCCCCUGAACUGUGGAAUUCACAUCCAGAAAAACUGGUGAUUGCAGCUUCUUUAUGUCACCACCUGACAUUUUAAGAGAACCCCGAUCACAGCUUGUACAGCUGGACUGUUCUCGGGUCCUAGGAUUGACAAGGUUCUUUAAUUUUGUUCUCCAAUGGAAACAUCACCCUUUAUCAAAUAUUGACAAAAUAAAGGUGUUUUAUGAUU
This is a messenger RNA of Melanotaenia boesemani (Boeseman's rainbowfish), 880 nucleotides long. It is a transcript of the gene nip7, whose product is annotated as NIP7 nucleolar pre-rRNA processing protein. Gene Ontology annotation, biological process: ribosomal large subunit biogenesis; ribosome assembly. The coding region runs from base 123 to 665 and encodes 180 amino acids. Lineage: Eukaryota; Metazoa; Chordata; Actinopteri; Atheriniformes; Melanotaeniidae. Gene Ontology annotation, molecular function: RNA binding. The transcript has 5 exons. The record is from RefSeq and is a predicted model, not a curated record. Gene Ontology annotation, cellular component: nucleolus; preribosome, large subunit precursor; nucleus.